AGUGUCAUUAAAAGUGUUGUACCUGAAGAAUUUCAACAUAAAACAAUCAUGAAGCUCUUAGUCUUUACUGUAGUAGUCAUUGUACUAUUCUCAUUUUCACCUUCCGGAAAAGCUAAUGCUUUUAAUUGGAAGUGUUGGAAUACAAUAGUAUCGAGUCUUAUCACGCCUGAUAUUCUAUGUCAUAAGUGUACGAACCAUCAAAUAUGUCUUUCUGAGGAAAAGAAUGAAUGGAAGUGCGAAGCUAAUAAUUAUGCGGGAUGUUCAGUUCUGCAAACAAGUGGUGGUUCAUCUCUAUAUCCGAUAUUUGAUUGCAACAAGCCAAAUAUUGAAGCCUUUUAUAAGAUUGACGGGAAGUAUCAUUAUUACAGUUCGCACUCUGUUCGGAAUAACAUAUGGGAUUGCAUUUUUUCUUCAGAGUAAAAUUUAACUUAAAAAGCUAUUCACAUAAUAACGUCGAUAGAUUAUCAUUUUAUUAAAUGCUUUUAAAUAUAUUAAUCCAAAAACUUUGUAUGAAUUAUAAACUACUUCUUAGUAACAAAUAUUACAUGUCUACACUGAAAUUUAAAAGAAUAUAUUCUGUAUGACCUAAACUGAAAACUAAAUAAAUUUAGUAUGAUUUAAAAAUUUGUUAGAAACUGAUUUAAAAUUUUAUUUGUAAGCGGAAAGAAGACAAGCUGAUUAUAAAUGAAUAAAAUAAGGCGAGAGCAAUGAAAAUAAAAUAAAAGUAGUGGGAAGA
Microplitis mediator is the source of this 736-nucleotide messenger RNA. RefSeq lists its product as uncharacterized. The transcript is spliced from 3 exons. The record is from RefSeq and is a predicted model, not a curated record. The coding region runs from base 49 to 420 and encodes 123 amino acids. Lineage: Eukaryota; Metazoa; Arthropoda; Insecta; Hymenoptera; Braconidae.